Rhea pennata is the source of this 1408-nucleotide messenger RNA. Its product is annotated as diacylglycerol O-acyltransferase 2-like. Gene Ontology annotation, cellular component: endoplasmic reticulum membrane. The transcript has 8 exons. Lineage: Eukaryota; Metazoa; Chordata; Aves; Rheiformes; Rheidae. The record is from RefSeq and is a predicted model, not a curated record. The coding region runs from base 274 to 1359 and encodes 361 amino acids.
UUGUGGUAAUUGUGCGUUUUGGAGGAAAGCACACCUUUAUGAAGGCAGCUUCUCAAUGCUCAGUGUGAUCUCCUUUUCCUCCUGAGAAGCAUCAGCUUCUCUCCUCGUGCUGCAGGUUGAGGCCGGAGCCCAUCCGUUCCCCUGCGCAGCAGACAGUUUAUCUUGGAUCAGCUGGUGCAGUUAAAGUAACUGGAUACACAAUCUCAGUCUGGCAUUUCCAAACUUGCCUUUUAACCUGCAGAACCAGAGCCUGAAGCAGAACUUCUUGCCAUCAUGAAAACAAUUAUUGCAGCCUAUUCUCAAAAUCGUAGUGGGAGUCGUGCCAGUGUCCAGGCUGCCCUCCGUACCCUGCUCAGGGUGCCAUGGCCCUCACAGCGGGACAUCUGCUCGUGGCUGCAGCUCCUUGCUGUCCUCCAGUGGGUCCUCAGCUUCCUGCUCCUGGGGGUGGUCAGCCUGCUUCUGCUCAUCUACCUGGUGUUCACCAGCUUCUGGCCCGUUUCUGCCCUCUAUUUGGCCUGGAUCAUCUUUGACUGGGACACGCCUGAGAAAGGUGGGAGGAGGCUGGCGUGCUUGCGGAGAUGGAGCGUGUGGAAGCAUUUCCGGGAUUAUUUCCCGGUUCAGCUGGUGAAGACCCAUGACCUGUCGCCCAGCCACAACUACAUCAUCGGCUCACACCCCCACGGCAUCCUCUGCGUCGGGGCCUUCUGCAACUUCGUUACGGGGUCAACAGGCUUCUUGGAGAUGUUCCCAGGCAUCAGACCCUUCCUGACAACCCUGGCCGGCAACUUCCGCCUGCCCCUCUUCAGGGAGUACCUGAUGAGUGGGGGUCUGUGCCCUGUGACACGACAGGCCAUAGGGUACCUCCUGUCCAAGAAUGGCACUGGGAACGCCGUAGCCAUCGUCAUCGGCGGUGCAGCCGAGUCGCUCUCCUGCCGGCCAGGAGUCACCACCUUAAUCCUGAAGAACCGGAAGGGCUUUGUGCGUAUGGCCCUGCAGCAUGGGGCAUACCUGGUGCCCUCCUUCUCCUUCGGCGAGAACGACCUCUUCCGGCAGGUGGUUUUCAAGGAGGGCAGCUGGAUGAGGAGCAUCCAGCAGCGCUUCCAGAAGAUGAUGGGCUUUGCCCCCUGCGUUUUCUAUGGCCGAGGCCUCACCUCCGUUCAGUCCCGGGGCUUUUUGCCCUACCCCAGGCCCAUCACAACCGUUGUGGGGGAGCCUGUGACAGUGCCCAAGAUUGAGGACCCGAGCCGUGAGACUGUGGACCUGUACCACGAGAUGUACAUCCGCUCCCUGCUCAAGCUCUUCAAUGAGAACAAGACCAAGUAUGGGCUGUCAGAGACAGACGAGCUGCGGAUCAUGUGAGCGAGGCCAGGCAGAAGCUGCAGGCCAAGGUGGGCAGCCAAGUCCUGAC